AUGUCUGGAAGAAAUCGUGGACCGCCUCAUGCUGGACUUCCCCCCCAGGUCCAUGAACCAUUUGGAAGAGGACUUGGGCCGAUGCCCCAUCCAGCAUUACUCGAGGAAAUGAGAGAAUCCCAGCUUGGAAUGGGUCCCAGACCACUUCCCCCUCACCCUGCGAUAAUUGAGGAGCAUCUUGCGGCUCAACAUCAAGAUAUCCAAGGUCUUCUAGUUGGUAACCAAAGGCUUGCUGCAACCCAUGUUGCACUAAAGCAGGAAUUGGAAGCUGCCCAGUAUGAGUUGCAGCGGAUGGCUUACCAUGUUGAUUCACUGCGGGCAGACAAGGAUGUUCAAAUGAGAGAUUUGUAUGAGAAGUCUGUUCGUUUGGAAGUGGACCUUCGUGGAGUGGAGGCUAUGCGGGCUGAGCUUCUUCAGGUUCGUGCUGAUAUCAAGGAGCUCACUGCAGCGAGGCAGGAGCUCUCGGGCCAGGCACAAGCAAUGACACAAGAUUUGGCUAGAAUCACUGCUGAUUUGCAACAGGCACCAGCUUUGAGAGCAGAAAUUGAAGCUAUGAAACAGGAAUUGCAACGUGCUAGAGCUGCAAUUGAGUAUGAAAAGAAAGGAUAUGCAGAGAAUUAUGAGCAUGGCCAGGUGAUGGAAAAGAAUUUGAUAUCGAUGGCUAGGGAGCUAGAGAAACUUCGUGCAGAAAUUGCGAAUACUGAGAAAAGAGCACGAGCUGCAGCUGCUGUUGGAAAUCCAGGUGUAGGUUAUAAUUCAAAUUAUGGAAAUCCUGAAGCAGGAUAUGCAGGAAAUCCCUAUCCUGCCAGCUAUGGCAUGAAUCCCGUACAGGGCGGUGCUGAAAGUUUUCCUCAAUAUACACCUAUGCCUGGUUCAUGGGGUGCAUAUGAAAUGCAGCGAGCUCAGGGACAUAGAUAA
Prunus armeniaca (apricot) is the source of this 918-nucleotide messenger RNA. NCBI's taxonomy places the organism in Eukaryota, Viridiplantae, Streptophyta, Magnoliopsida, Rosales, Rosaceae. The record is from the annotation of a GenBank genome assembly.